GCUCUCGAAUUUGAAGUUCACAAUUUCUCUCCUUGCAAUAUUCUGUAAUGUCUUGCAGCCAUCGUGUUCCAGCUCAUAUUCCGGUGUGUACUAUAUGAUUACUUGAACGAUAUCCCUCGCGCGAACGCUAAAGUAUCCAAACACAAGGACAUUUAUGAAGACGCUGGAGAAUGUUCUCAUCGACUCGCCUCAUGGCAGGCGGUCGUACUGCCUCGCCAAUUACGCCUCCUGCAGUUUUUAACCUCGAAUCCAUCGAUGACUUGCUACAUUUGAAUCCUGUCUGUUCUCUUGUAUCCGUAUAAUGAUACCUGUACUUUUACGCUACCUUGGCAACCUCUUACGACGACUGUGCUCUGGAAAGACGCCACAGGCAAUUUGGGCACGGGUUCUGCGCCUCUGGGUGCAUCUGAAACGAUUCGCCUUGUUACCUUUCAGAAGAAUAUGUAGUCCUGGUACCCUCCAUGGUACUGAUUCAAGAGACCUGGAGAAACCAAAGUCAUACCUGGAAAAUGACAAUGCACAUUCGGACUCGGAGGUGAUCACAAUCUGCACCAGUCAAGUUCCUCCGAGCGUAAUGCUAGAAGGCAGUAGUCCGAUACAGCUUAUGACUAGGGUGCAUAGUCGUCCGGUUUCGAUGGUACAUAGUCAACGACCCACCUCGGAACAAUUCCUUCAUCCAUACAGUUAUGCGCCACCCGUUGCCCGGCAAUCCGCCCCAGAUAUGGGUCUUCAUCGGCUUUAUUCGCCUGCGUAUUCUGUACCUUCGCGACCCUGUUCCCCAGUGUCAUCAAAGUCGGGGGAUUCCACACGGAUUGGUCCAGGCUCUCGUGGUCCUUCACGGGCAAACUCUCCUCGCCCUCUUGGUUCAAGGUUGAAUCUCGGCAUUACCGCAGCCGGUUCACAAGUGUCAUUGUCGUUAUAUAACAGGGAAACAGCACCGCCAUCUAUACACACCGAAGCCGCUACUCUGAGCGACGUUCAUGCUAUAUACCCCACACUUAUGAUAGAACGUUAUGACCGAAAUAUCAAAAUACCCCUUAAGGAUGAAAAUGAUUGUAUUAUAUUACCCCCGAAGACACUGGAGUUCAAAUUACAAAAUAUACCAGAAGGUUGGACGCCAUGUCAACAUCCCGAAGGUGCGCUAUAUUUCUUCCAUGAAACGAAGAAAAUAUAUACAGACGCAUACCUCUGUAAUCCUCAAAUCUUUGAAGAGCUCACUUCUUUCGAAGUCCAGCUCAAGGCCUAUGCAGAUGAUCAGAAUAUUGAGAUUCCGGAUGAUGCCGAGCUGGUCCUUGAAUUGCAAGAGAACGGCGAAGGAUCCAACUACUGGAUGUAUUACUAUGUUCACCAUCCAACUAGAUCGCUAUUCUGGCUCCAUGAACAUGACAUCACCUGGGCGACUUCCGAACUACUCGGAAAGCCUGACUAUUCGCACUUGCAGCACGAGAUUACCCGAUACUAUUGGAUACAUUGGGAGAACUUCCCCCAUGGCCAUAUUCUACCUCCAGAUGUGAUUGAAGAACUUAUGGGUAUUCUUCUCCACGCCGUCACUGAUCAAUUAACUUCUCCAACGUCGACUAUUUUGUAUUCUGUUGAUGACCUGGAAAGAAUGCUCAAUAUUGCCAGGAAUGCCAGAAACUUGCCUCAUUCGCCAUAUACGACAUGCACUAUAACUCGCUUACUUCAUCUCUUCAUUCAUGCCUGGUUUUUGAACUAUCAUGGGCAACACGGGGCACGUCUCAACCGUGAUCAAAGUGUUCAUGGAGUGAGCAAACAUCCACGGACAUAUCUUAUUAGAAUCCUUGCGCCGCUUCUGUUCAAUGCGCCGAUGGUCCAUCUACGCGCUCUAGAGAAGAUAUGGGUUGACCAAUGCAUGUGUCAUCAGCCCUGGGCUGUCUUUAUCGAGAAACUCAAGUCGGAGUGGGAGGAAUUCAUUCUUUACGGUACAGUGUUGCUUAACGCGAAUGUAGCAUUCUUGGCAAUACCGAGUGUCGAUGAAGGCAACGGUAUACGAACACCUUCUCAGAUUGCGAGCUACAUCUCCAUUGUAGCUAGUAUCGGCAGUAUCAUUAUAGGCCUCUUAUUAGUCCGUCAGUACCGCGUCCGGCCGAGAGACACAGUUGAGGAGGCGGCCGUUUUUCUCGCGAGACGAUCUCAUCCGACGAGGGGCGUAGAGACAUUAGCAAUUCUUUAUUCACUGCCAUAUGCGCUCCUGUUGUGGGCUAUGGUCACAUUUCUCCUCGCAUUCUCACUGGAAUGCUUCACAACGGAUGAUCGUGUCGCAAUAUGGAUUGCAGCUGCAGCGUGGACCGUGACUGGAUUCCUCAUCGUCUGGUGUAUCUACUCGGCCUGGGAAGAUAGCCAGGGACCUGCGUGGAAGCGAGUGCUUAGAGCGUUACGACGUGGUCUUACUCAAGUUCGAGAACAGAACCGAGUGAUGUUGGCCAAGCUCCUACGAACACCGGCUGUGAACCAAGUGGUUGACUGCUGUUGAUGUCGCUGACGACGAACGUCGUUGUUAUAUUUCCUUGUUGUCGUUUCUAUUGUAUUCUUUCCUAUCAUCUGUUGUAUUUCGAAAAUCGCAUCACUUAUAACCAGCAUCGCAGGCUUCAAAAUAGAAAGCUCGAAGAUUAUUGCAUCUGUUGGUAACGCUCGAUUACCAACGAGUACCGCAGUUGCUUGUAUUUGGAGACGAAGUAUAGCCUCAAGUUGAUUGAUAGAAGCAUUGAUUAUAACUGCCUCUACUGACGAGCAUUUGUUCCUGACGACGGCAUGCUUCUAACCGACAGUUAUGAGGAACCC
Somion occarium is the source of this 2802-nucleotide messenger RNA. The record is from the annotation of a GenBank genome assembly. Lineage: Eukaryota; Fungi; Basidiomycota; Agaricomycetes; Polyporales; Cerrenaceae.